UCUCUGUAAAGCUGUGGUUAUAUGAACUCACAAGUUGCCACUCGUAUAUAUUUAAAUGGAAAGGAUUUGAAAAUCUUCAAACAGUCUUCUUUAAUUUAUUGAAUUUAGAAUGAGUUUACUCAAUAGAAAAAAUUUAGUAAUAUUUUUCUGAAAAAAAGUUACCGUAAUCAUAUCCUAUAUUGGCUUAUAUCGAUUAAUAUUUGACUCCAACAUGAGUGUACAAAGUGUACUCCUUUGUGAAACAUAACCGUGUAACUCAUAUUUUAAAUCUGCAAUGUGUUCAAAAAUGUAAUUUUGAUAAUUUUCUGAAUUACAAUAUAAACGGUAUGUCGAUAUUUAGUAUAACAACAUAUAAAUCUAUGGAAUUUGUGAACAUAUUACACAAAUUUAAGAAGGUAUUUCUGUUAAAUGUUGAAACAAAAAUUCUUUAUAAGCGGUAUGUUCAUGAUAAACAAUUGAAUAAAAUACCGAAAAAAGGACCCUGGAAUGUAUUAUUCUUUGGCACGGACGAAUUUUCAGUAGAAAGUUUUAAAAUGUUAUUUAAUAAAUAUGAAUCCAAUAUUGUGCAGCGAUUGGAGGUAGUUACACGGAAUACAGUAAAAGAAAAUGCACUUAGAAUGUAUGCAAAAGAGAAGGGAAUUGUUAUAAACAAUUGGCCACUUGAUAUCGAUCUGUCUAACUUUCACAUUGGAAUAGUUGUAUCAUUUGGUUAUUUAAUUCCAUCUAAUGUUAUAAAAUCAUUUCCACUUGGCAUGAUAAAUGUUCAUGGUAGCUUAUUACCAAAAUGGAGAGGAGCAGCGCCAAUAACUUAUACAUUAAUGAACGGUGAUCGUCAAACUGGUGUAACAAUAAUGAAUAUAAAACCAAAGAAGUUUGAUAUAGGAGAAAUAGUUCUGCAAAAAGAAAUUAAUAUAAGCGAGCAUGAAACAUUACCUGAGUUGUACAUUAAGUUAUCAAAACUUGGAGCAGAUCUUCUAGCAAAAGUUAUCGAUGAUCUACCACACAUAUUAAAAUCUGUGAAGCCUCAAAAUGAAGCUAAUGCAACAUAUGCGCCAAAAAUAACAUCAAAAAUAGCUUCAGUGAAAUGGGAUGAAAUGUCUGCAACAAAUGUGUAUAAUUUACAUCGUGCCCUUUUAGGAUUAUAUCCAUUGUCUACAAGAUUAAUAGAUACACCAGUAAAAUUACAUGACAUUAAAAUAGCUGAAAAAUCAAUUGCAGUAAAACUUAAAGAAGAAAAACCAGGAGUUGCAAUGUAUGAUAAUGUAAACAAUACAUUAGUCAUAAAGUGUAAAGGAGAUGAUUGCAUUUCUGUAAAGAAUAUAGCUGUUAAAGGUAAAUCUCGCAUUAGCGCACAAAGCUUUAACAAUGGUUACAUAAAAGAGACAAUGUAUACCAAAAGAAAAACUACAAAAAGAAAAGAAGUCAAUUGAAAAUAAAUAGUGAAAACUUUAUUAACAGAAAACAGAAGUUCUAAUUCAGAUGUAAAAAUAAAAUUUACAGUAUGUAUUUGCAAGAAACUUUGUUUAAUUGGAGGAGAAAUUAUAUCUAUAUUCUGUAUAUUUUACAAAAAACAUAAUGACAUUCAAUGUCUUAAUUUAUUUAAACGUAGAAUUAUAGCUGCAGACAUAAAAUUGUUGAUAUUAAGUCUCAGUUUCAGAGGCCUGAAAUAAAAGAAAUAUUUUUACUAUUACAGAUUCUUACUUUUAUUGAAUUGAUUUAGCUUUAAUGUAUUCCUAGUGACAAUUUCAGACCAAAGUUAAAAUUAUCCAUAAAUAAGUUUUAAGCUAAUUUGUUACUUUGGCUUGCUUCAAAAUUAUAUUCAGUGUAGUUGUAUUAUCCAUCAUUUACGAUGAAUUGAUCCCAUUUUCUUAUAAAAGUGAGAUUAAAAUUUGUUUCGUAUUAAUAACUAAUUGCCUUUCGAUAUUUCGUAAACGGAACGUUGUACUCGAUUAUUCAAUAAAUAAAGAUGACACAGCUCUUACUGAAAAUAAUUAGUUAAUAUUAGCAACUAGUUAUUAAUAAGAUUGUUCUACGUUUAAGAUUAUUCAGAGAACUGAAGAUUUACACGUGAAUGAACACGAAAGUACUUUAUAUUUUGUUACGUACUCAUUGAUCUUUAAUAUUAAAGGUCACAUUUGUAAUCGCCUUUUCUUACAAAUGAACAUCAGUUAUAAUUUUAUUUUUCUUGUUUUAACCAAAUAAAAAGUACCACUGUUUAAUUUCUGCAAUAAAUGCAAAUAGAAAAUUAUAGUUAACUUACACUAGGAUCGCAGUCUGCGCAAUGCCACGAGUAGCCUCUUCGUUUGGGCGAUUUUUUAACUGGUGGAUCGAGACAGGUGAAGUGGUAGCAUUUUUUACAUUCAUCACACCUAACAUACAGAAAGUAACAUUGUCACAACUAUGAUACAUAUGCUUAACAGUUCUAAAAUAUAUUCAUGUUUACUAACAUGACGAGAUUCUGACUGGUGCCAGGCAUAUCACAGACAUUGCAAUGAGUUAAAAGGUCUGUAUCUUUUCCUCUCUUUCCAUUUCCCGUAGACGCCCUGUUACUUGUAUUAUUGGCAGUUGCAUUUGCAGUAAUUGGCGUAGGAGUUGAAACUACAGGUGGAGCAGGCGGGGGUGGUAAUUUUGGAAGUGGUGGAGACGUAAUUUCAGUACUAGUAGAUGUUGCAACGAACAUUUGUGGGCUUGAUUCAGAAGCUAUUUCACCCUCUGGUCUUGGAAUUGGCUUUAUCUUUUCAAUGGGACAAUUAUAAAUUAAUAAUUUUCCAUAUGAGAUAGAAGAAGUGUAUAAAAUGAUGUUGCACUGUCGUAAGAUUUAUAAAGUUGUACCUUUAUUGUUAUUCUUCUAUGGACUUCUGGUUGGCUCUGACCUUCUGGAUUUUCGACAUCAAGACUUUUCCUUUUAUGUUUUCGUUUUCUUUGUUUCACCCCCGUAAUUGGAUCAGGAGUAUACCUUUUAUGUUUCUCCCUAACAGAAAAGUAAAAAAAUUGUAUAUUUUACGUAUACCAACAAAGGUGAAUUACGAACCUUCUUCUUUUCUUUGCACUCCUUUGUGAAACCGAUUCUGUACCAUCUGCCGAAGCUACCAUGUACUCAGGUGAUCCUUCCCUCGUUGCUAUUGUUACAUUAUUAAUGGGUUGCUGAUUGUAUACAGGUUCUGCAGAUUGAAUAGGAGUUGAAGAUGGAGGUUGCGGACCGACUGGCUUUAUAGUCACCUGCAUACAUUCCAGAAUAAGUUUAAAAUACGUUAACAAAAGAUGAAUCUAAUGACAGUUUAGCAAUUACUUUUGGCGUCGUAGGUGUAUCAGGAGCUGUGACAUUUGUUACACUACUAAGGCUACCGGAAGAAUUUUUCGAAGUGCUUGGCGUUGUUGGUGUUGUAGGCACUUGCAUCUCUUGUGGUGGUGUUGGGGUUGGUGUUGAUGUUAAGUUAGAAUCAUCUUUACAAUGCCUCAAUUUACGCGGAGCCGACGUGUCAACACGCUCUAUCUCUGAUCCAGAAGAUUCUUUAUCGCAUUCAGAACAUUGCCUAUAUUAUGCAACAUAUCGAAC
This is a messenger RNA of Nomia melanderi (Alkali bee), 3556 nucleotides long. Its product is annotated as methionyl-tRNA formyltransferase, mitochondrial. Gene Ontology annotation, molecular function: methionyl-tRNA formyltransferase activity. Lineage: Eukaryota; Metazoa; Arthropoda; Insecta; Hymenoptera; Halictidae. The record is from RefSeq and is a predicted model, not a curated record. Gene Ontology annotation, cellular component: mitochondrion. Gene Ontology annotation, biological process: biosynthetic process; conversion of methionyl-tRNA to N-formyl-methionyl-tRNA.